Messenger RNA from Calypte anna (Anna's hummingbird), 1222 nucleotides. It is a transcript of the gene MLX, whose product is annotated as MAX dimerization protein MLX. The record is from RefSeq and is a predicted model, not a curated record. Gene Ontology annotation, molecular function: RNA polymerase II cis-regulatory region sequence-specific DNA binding; protein dimerization activity; DNA-binding transcription factor activity, RNA polymerase II-specific. The coding region runs from base 67 to 804 and encodes 245 amino acids. Gene Ontology annotation, cellular component: nucleus. Gene Ontology annotation, biological process: regulation of transcription by RNA polymerase II. The transcript is spliced from 8 exons. NCBI's taxonomy places the organism in Eukaryota, Metazoa, Chordata, Aves, Apodiformes, Trochilidae.
CUGGCGGUCCGUGGCGGUACCGCCCUUCCCGUCGGGUCCCGCGGAGGUCACGUGACCGACCGGAAGAUGGCGGAGCCGCCGGGAGCAGCGGCCGAGGACUCGUGGGGGAAGGUGGACUCAGCCUACGGCGACAAUGGCCUAGACUCGGCGCUCUUCAUGGAGAACGCCAGGAAAGGGAGCAUCGUGUCCCGAGCCAACAGCAUCGGCUCCACCAGCGCCUCUUCCGUCCCCAACACAGAUGAUGAGGACAGUGAUUACCACCAGGAGCCCUACAAGGAAUCCUACAAGGACCGGCGCCGGCGGGCACACACCCAGGCAGAGCAGAAGAGGAGAGAUGCCAUCAAGAAAGGCUACGAUGACCUGCAGGCCAUUGUCCCCACCUGUGAGCAGCAGGAUUUCUCCAUAGGUUCUCAGAAGCUGAGCAAAGCCAUCGUGCUCCAGAAGACCAUUGACUACAUCCAGUUCCUGCAUAAGGAAAAGAAGAAGCAAGAGGAGGAAGUUUCUACUCUCAGGAAAGAUGUGAUGGCUUUGAAGAUCAUGAAAGUGAACUACGAGCAGAUUGUGAAGGCUCAUCAGGACAACCCAAACGAGGGGAAGGACCAGAUCUCUGAUGAGGUGAAGUUCAACGUUUUCCAGGGCAUCAUGGAUUCCCUCUUCCAAUCCUUCAACGCCUCCAUCUCAGUAACAAGUUUUCAGGAGCUCUCAGCUUGUGUCUUCAGCUGGAUUGAGGAGCACUGCAAGCCCCAGACCCUGCGGGACAUCGUCAUCGGGGUCCUGCACCAGCUGAAGAGCCAACUCUACUGACCCCCCCUGGGGCUGGGCUGGGCCAUUGCUCUCCUGGCUCUUCUGAAGCUUCAAAUUAUUUAUUGUGUGACCCACCCACCCAACCCACGGCCACCCGUGGGUGCUGUCACCAUCACUGAUACCAAAUCCACACAGGGACCUGGCCCAAGGGGAGGAUGUGUGUCUGUGGGGUGUGGGGGUGCUGGUUCUGGUGCUCCACUGUGGGGUCCCCAGUGCCCCAGGGGCAGCUGCAGGGGGGUGGGAGGUGUUGAUUGAGCUGAGGAUCCUCCUGGGGGAGGGAAGGGGUGCACAGAGCAAACCCCUGAGGCUGCCCCUGCCCUGGGGAGGGAGGACGUGGAGCAUUACAGACCUCACGUGCAAAAGCAAUGUAUUUUUCUAUUGUGAAAAGUAAUUAAAUAAAUUUUGCUGAAUGUUUUAA